CGGGGCGCGGAGGAGGAGCCGGAGGAGCCGCUGCUGCGGGAGAACCCCCGCCGCUUCGUCGUCUUCCCCAUCCAGUACCACGACAUCUGGCAGAUGUACAAGAAGGCCGAGGCCUCCUUCUGGACGGCGGAGGAGGUGGACCUUUCCAAAGACAUCCAGCACUGGGAGUCCCUGAAGCCUGAGGAGAAGUACUUCAUUUCUCACGUCCUCGCCUUCUUUGCUGCCAGCGAUGGCAUUGUCAAUGAAAACCUGGUAAGUGUUUAUAAAUGCUUUUGCAAACUCUCAUUUACUCAAGAAGUACAAAUCACAGAGGCUCGUUGUUUCUAUGGCUUCCAGAUUGCCAUGGAAAACAUACAUUCAGAAAUGUACAGUCUUCUUAUUGACACCUACAUAAAAGAUUCUAAAGAGAGGGAAUUUCUUUUUAACGCUAUUGAAACAUUACCAUGUGUUAAAAAGAAGGCUGACUGGGCCAUGCGCUGGAUUGGGGACAAGAAAGCAACAUAUGGGGAACGUGUAGUAGCUUUUGCAGCAGUGGAAGGAAUCUUCUUUUCUGGCUCUUUUGCAUCAAUUUUUUGGCUGAAGAAAAGAGGAUUAAUGCCCGGACUCACUUUUUCUAACGAACUCAUCAGCAGAGAUGAGGGCUUGCACUGUGAUUUUGCCUGCCUCAUGUUCAAGCACUUGAUACGCAAACCGUCAGAGGAGAGAGUAAAGGAAAUCAUCAUGAAUGCUGUUCUCAUAGAACAGGAAUUCUUGACGGAGGCACUGCCUGUAAAGCUGAUUGGCAUGAACUGCACUUUAAUGAAACAGUACAUAGAGUUUGUAGCAGACCGGCUUAUGUUGGAACUGGGAUUUAAUAAGAUAUACAAAGCAGAGAAUCCUUUUGACUUCAUGGAAAACAUCUCUCUGGAAGGCAAGACCAAUUUCUUUGAGAAGCGAGUAGGUGAAUAUCAGAGGAUGGGAGUCAUGUCAAAGCCCACAGACAACUCUUUCACCCUGGAUGCAGAAUUUUGAACUGAGAUGAUAUAAGUGUGUAUGCUGCCCUGUUUACAGUGAAACAUUAAAUACAUUGAGUCACAGUGUGACUUGACUCCUGUACUAAAAUCCCACUCUUGAAAAGUGUGGUGAUAUUGGUACUUUUCAGGAGGCUAGUGUAGCUCCAGCAGUAAAAUCCCUUUUUUAGACUUUGCCAAUGGUAUUAAUUCAUAGAAUGUUUAGAUGUAUCUCUUCCAAUGUAUGCUACUCGGUUUUGUGGAAGAUACGGGCACUUUCCUUCUGCAAGAUGGGAGG
Messenger RNA from Nipponia nippon (crested ibis), 1287 nucleotides. The record is from RefSeq and is a predicted model, not a curated record. NCBI's taxonomy places the organism in Eukaryota, Metazoa, Chordata, Aves, Pelecaniformes, Threskiornithidae.